This is a messenger RNA of Ceratotherium simum simum (southern white rhinoceros), 2800 nucleotides long. The record is from RefSeq and is a predicted model, not a curated record. Lineage: Eukaryota; Metazoa; Chordata; Mammalia; Perissodactyla; Rhinocerotidae.
CUGGAUUGGGCCUGUCGGCCUUGAACACAGAUUUCCGCAGACUCUUGGCUUGAGAGGGACCUGAAAGCUUUGUCUUUGCCAUGUUUUCCAUCUGUAUCAUUUGGAUUUUGUUGUUUUGGGGGUGCUCCCCUGUUUCUUUUGUGUAGCUGUAUUAUAGCAUAACCAUGUUGUAUUGAAAUGAUCUGUUUCUGUGUCUGUUUCCCCCACCAACAUUCAUAGCUCCUCUGGGACAGGGACUGUGGAAUCAUGGCAUGUAGCAGGAAUAUAGCAUCUCUGGGAGGGAGGGGGUCUGGGAAGAGGUGCCAGGAGAUUAUUGGCAAGAUAUGGAGACAAUGCAGAUGUGUCCUCAAGAAAAUGUGUUACUUUUCCCUUUGAGAACCCAGGAUCAUAGUGCCUCCUCCAGGGCCCAGCACCGACCCGACACUUAAUAGAUGGUGGAAUGUCUGUUCUGAUGAGUGCUGGUUGCGGCAGAGCCCGUGAUCGCUAUGGCAGCCGCUUAGGUUGUGUCUCUGUUCUCUCCGCAGCGGGAGCCCAGCAUUAACCUGCUGGAGGCCUUCGUGGAGCAUUGGAAGGGCAUCACACACUACUACAUCGAAAGCACAGAUGAAAACACCCCAGCCAAGAAAACAGAUAUUCCCUGGCGGCUGAAGCAGAUGCUGGACAUCCUGGUGUACGAGGAGAGGCAGCAGGUGUCGGCCGGCGAGGCGGGGCCCUGUCUGGAGUACCUGCUGCAGCACAGGAUCCUCGAGACCCUGUGCACACUGGGCAGGGCCGAGUACCCCCCAGGCAUGCGGCAGCAGGUACUCCAGUUCUUCAGCAGGGUUCUGGCCCAGGUGCAGCACCCCCUCCUGCAUUACCUCAGCGUCCACAGGCCUGUGCAGAAACUUCUGCAACUUGGUGGGACAGUUCCUGGAUCCCUCACGGAAAAGGAGGAGGUGCAGUUCACCACUGUCCUCUGCUCCAAGAUCCAGCAGGAUCCAGAUCUGCUCACCUACAUCCUAGAAGGUAAAAGGAUUGUCAGUAGGAAGAAGGCAUCCAGAGAACCCUCCACCCUGCCUAGAGCAGCCGCCAGUGUCGGAGACAAGGACCGCCCCCAUAGCAAGACUCCCGACCCGGGUCCCUGUGGGGCCCGGGCCUGGACCACCCAGCUGCCUGCUGAGACCGAGGAGCCAGAUGGAGGGACUGGGGAGAGCAACCUGGUCACCUGCCUGAUUGGGCUGUGCAGGAGCAAGAAAAGUCGGGUGGCCUUGAAGGCCCGGGAGAACCUGCUGCUCCUGGUGAGCGUAGCUUCCCAGGCAGCCGCCACCUACCUGGUGCAGAGCAGCCCUUGCUGCCUUGUGAUCGUCGAGCACCUGUGCCAGCUAUACCAGUCCAUGCCCACCUUCCUGGACCCCGCGGACAUUGCCACUCUAGAGGGCAUCAGCUGGAGGUUACCCAGUGCCCCGUCUGAUGAGGCUUCCUUCCCUGGCAAGGAGGCCUUGGCGGCCUUUUUGGGCUGGUUUGAUUACUGCGACCACCUCGUCACAGAGGCACACCCGGUGGUUGCAGAUGCCUUGGCAAAGGCUGUGGCUGAGAAGUUAUUCGUGGAGAUUCUGCAGCCCCAGCUCCUGCACGUGUCUGAGCAGAGCAUCCUGACCUCCACCGCCCUGCUCACGGCCAUGCUGCGCCAGCUCUGCUCCCCUGCGCUGCUGCGGGAGGCCGUGACAUUUCUCCUGGGCCCGGAUCAGCAGGCUGCAGCCCUCGAGGACAGCCCCUACACUCUGUGCUCUCACCUCAUCGGGCACUGCGACCACCUCUCUGACGAGAUCAGCAUCGCCACACUGCGGCUGUUUGAGGAGCUGCUCCAGAAGCCCCAUGAGCAGAUCAUCCGCAGCCUGAUCCUGUGCAACCUUGAGGGACGCCCUUAUGUGGCCCGGGGCUCACCAGAGCCCGAGAGCUACGAGGACACCCUAGAUCUGGAGGAAGACCCCUACUACUUCACCGACGGCCUCCUUGACUCUGGCUUUCAACCCCCUGCAAAGCCACCCCCAGCCCCUGCCACCAACUCAGAUGGCAAAACAGCAGUGACCGAGAUCGUCAACAGCUUCCUCUGCCUGGUUCCUGAGGAAGCCAAGACCUCAGCUUUCCUGGAGGAGACUGGCUACGACACGUAUGUCCACGACGCUUACGGACUGUUCCAGGAAUGCAGCUCCCGAGUCGCCCCCUGGGGCUGGCCUCAGAGUCUCACUCCCUUGGACCCCCAUGAGCCUGAACGGCCUUUCUUUGAGGGUCACUUCCUCCGAAUGCUGUUUGACCGCAUGUCCCGGAUUUUGGAACAGCCAUACAGCCUGAACCUGCAAGUGACCUCAGUCCUGUCCCGGCUCGCCCUCUUCCCCCACCCCCACAUCCACGAGUACCUCCUGGAUCCCUACAUCAACCUGGCCCCUGGCUGCAGGAGCCUGUUCUCUGUCCUUGUGAGGGUGAUUGGGGACUUGAUGCAGAGAAUUCAGAGGGUACCCCAGUUCCCAGGCAAACUGCUCCUGGUGCGCAAGCAGCUGAUGGGUCAGGUCCCUGGGGAGCAGCUGGACCACCAGACCCUCCUUCAGGGCGUGGUAGUACUUGAGGAAUUCUGCAAGGAGCUGGCUGCCAUUGCUUUUGUCAAGUUCCCCCCACAUGGUCCUCACCUGCGCCUCUCCCCAGCCCCGGAAGGGCAUGUCUGAGCCAGGAGCACAGCAGGAGGGGAGAUUCCUGUCUGCAUCUCUGCCUGGGAGCUGCCGCCCACCUGGCACUGCCACCACUGUCCCCGCCGGGGCAGGGGCUU